Messenger RNA from Acipenser ruthenus (sterlet), 10995 nucleotides. RefSeq names its product neuronal growth regulator 1. The coding region runs from base 218 to 1306 and encodes 362 amino acids. Gene Ontology annotation, cellular component: neuron projection. The record is from RefSeq and is a predicted model, not a curated record. The transcript has 8 exons. Lineage: Eukaryota; Metazoa; Chordata; Actinopteri; Acipenseriformes; Acipenseridae.
UGUCUGCUGUUCAGCCUGCUCUCAUUUUACAUCACAUUUCCUCACUAGAUGGUGUGCAAGCCACUGGAGAAUAGACUUCUUCUUACAGUAUUGCUUAGACAAAACAAACCUGGAAAAGUCUCUGGAAGGACAUUUCUUGAGCUUUUUCACAGAGGGAAGAGCUGGAAUAAGAACACUGUUAGAGGCUUGUGGAAGAUAAGGAAGCAUUCUAGCAGCAAUGGACAUAAUGGUGAUGGUGCAGGAUGCUUGUUGCUCUGGCCAGUGGUUUACUGCGGUCGUUCUCAGUCUCUGCUGCUUUUUGCCCUCCUGCCUGCCAGCUGUACAACGUGUGGACUUUCCUUGGUCUGCGGUGGACAAUCUGGUUGCCAGACAAGGGGACACUGCUGUUCUGAGGUGCUACCUUUCAGAUGGUACCUCAAAGGGUGCUUGGCUGAAUCGGUCCAGUAUCAUUUUUGCCGGGGAUGAUAAGUGGUCAGUGGACCCUCGCGUAUCAAUUGUAUCGACUAUUGGCAGUAAACGAGAGUACAGCCUGCAGAUUAAGAACGUGGAUGUUCCUGAUGAUGGCCAAUACACAUGUUCAGUACAAACCCAGCACAAUCCAAGAACAGUGCAGGUGCAUUUAACAGUACAAGUUCCACCGAAGAUAUAUGACAUCUCUUCUGACAUUGUUGUUAAUGAAGGCACCAACAUCACACUUAUUUGCCUGGCCAGUGGGAAACCGGAGCCUUCUAUCUCUUGGAGACAUAUAACCCCAUUAGCCAAGACGUUUGAAACUGGAGAGUACCUAGUGAUAACUGGAAUCACUAAGGACCAGGCCGGAGACUAUGAAUGCAGCGCUGAAAAUGAUGCAUCAUUCCCCGAUAUGAAGAAAGUGAAAGUCACAGUAAACUUUCCUCCGGCAAUAUUGGAAAUGAAGCAUGCUGGAGUGGGUGUGGGACGCACUGUAUUAAUAAGGUGUGAAACAGCUGCAGUGCCAGCUCCUCUCUUUGAGUGGUACAAAGGCGAAAGAAAGCUUUCCAAUGGGCGACAAGGGAUUAUUAUUCAGAACUACAGCACGAGAUCUAUUCUCACUCUGUCCAACAUGACAGAGGAUCAUUAUGGUAACUACACAUGUGUCGCUGUCAACAAGCUCGGAACAGCCAACGCCAGCCUGCCUCUAAUCCCAUAUAUUGAACCUACCACUACUAGCCCUGUGUCAAGUCCAGCACCAAGCACUGCACAAUAUGGGAUUACAGGAAGUGCUGAAGUUAUUUUUUCCUGGUGGUACCUGGUGCUGGCGCUUUCCUCCUACAUCAGCAUAUAUUAAAUGAAGAUCACCACUCACAAGGAAUGUAAAGAACCCUAAGAGCAUUUACGAAUCAUUUGAUAUGGUUGAUGACUGGAUCCAAUCUGGUACAGUUUGUUAAAAGCAGCGUGGGAUAUAAUCAGCAUUACAUGAUGUGGGGAUGAUCACCUGUAGAAUUGCUCAUUAUGUAAAUACCUGAAUUCAACUUUUUUUCUGAUUAUCUACCUUGUGAAUCAGUACACAUUGUCCUAUUCAAAACGUAAAAGCUCAGAAAUUACUUUUUAGGUGGGGUGGGGUGGGGGGGCAUUAAUUGUCAUUUUCGUGUUUGUUAUCUUUAAUGGUUCAAAAAUGUUAUGUCCUGGUUUGACAAGUCCCAUGUAAAGUAAAAUAGAUUUACAUAACAAUACUGCAGUCAGCAUUACAAGAAGUCAACAUAAAAAACACUAUAAUUUAAACCCCAUUGAAUGCCAUUCCUUUUAACCCCCUAUUUUGAGAAAAAAAAAUUGUUCUAACAAAAUGUCUUGAUAUGAAAUGAUACCUAACAUCUGAAGCAGUGGAGGCAAGCGCUCCAAGAUUUUUAAGUAAAGAUUCUCAGAAAGUAGUUAUUCGUUUGGUCAAAAACAUGAACAAUUAUAUCACCGAGGGUGCAUAUUUUCUCUGUUAUGGUUUUUAAAGGUUUAGCUGCUGGUCUUGGGAGUAAAAACAUAUCAAACAUGAAAGUAGUCUGCUUCUUUGCUCUGUCUGCUGUGGUUCAACCAUGCCCUUUUGAAAAGGCAGUGGUGGAAUCAUGUAAAAAGGGGGUGAGGUGGAACACAGUCAGGACUUAUUAAAUUGCGUCAGGUCUUUUGCACAGAUUAUAAAAAAAGUUACAGCCAUGAGUACUGUAUGUAUUAAAUGGAUUGUGUAUGUGGUAGCUGUUUUCUUGUCCAUUUAGCAGUUGAAUUUGGAUAAGGCUGUAUAUAUUUUGCAUCAAUAAAAAUCCACAAUUCUACCACUUGAAAAGUAUUUUAAAGGUUUAUAUACAUGGUCUGGCAAAUGUACUGUAUUUUAGGUUGUACUAAGUAAUUUGAAGAUUUUGGUUUAUGUUAACUAGGCAAUAAACUACAGUAAUUAUUAUUGUUGUUAUACAUUGUUAAAUCAUUUUAUAUUGUUCAAUUGAAUUACCCUUAUUACAGUCCCAACGCUAAAACAGAUCACCACUGAAACAGAGAAAAUUAGAGAUUAUUACUGUUAACUAUUGUCUGGUUCAUAUAAACCAUGACCAGAAUUUAUUUUUCCAAUUUAACCCUUAGAUAAAAUGGAGGAAGAAAAAAAAAAUCAUACCUGUCAGCUUCUGUUGAAGAAUUUUCCAUUCACACUAUGUUGAUGCAGAUAGAACUUAUUUGGUCAACAUAGAAAGAGAAUACUGUAUUUUAAGGUUUGAAAUGUCUUGCUGUUUGAGGAUUUAUAAACAAAUUAACAAUUGCCUUAUAGCAGAUAGAUAUCCUGGACUAACUGACACACUAAUAAAAUCAGUUCUGAGGUUUGAAGGUCAAAUCAGGUAUAACCUGUUGGGGGUGUGCAAAUAAUUCAUAUUGACUUUUCCUUUUUCCAGUACCAAACUAAAGUGAUUUAUGCACAUCUUUAAAAACUAUCUCAGAUAACUGGAAAGAACCUUGGCUUAACUUAAUAUACAUUGCUACUUACUAAUAUCAGUUCUCCUGAGAAUAGUCCACGUUAUGUCAUUGGCAGCAGGGCUAUGCUUGAUUGUGUUGUGCCUGCCAUACAGUAUGUGUAGGCGAUGAAACUAACAUUAAUAUAGGACAGUGGCACUUCCUCUACCAUGUCAAUUCAUGCAUGAAUAAUAAUCCCAGUCUUCUUUUUUCAUGAUGCUCAAGUUACAAUUUACCACAGUUAAUUAAAAAUAAUCCUAUACAAAGCCUUUAAGGUUUAAUGUAAUUGCUUCAGCUUUUGAUAAUGUUAAUGUUCUGCUGUUGACUAUUUUAGUUUUCGAGGAUUUAUUUUUACUUUAACUCUGAUUAAGGGGGUGCAGUAAGUUCAGGCAAUGGCACCCCAGGAAAAGUAUGGGGGUAAGGUUUGGGUCCUUUGAUCUGCAACACAGGAAAUGAAUGGGAAGAUGCAACUUCCAUCAACCAUACAGCAUUGUGGCAGGAUAAAUGGACUGAAUCAUUAGAAAGCCAGGAAAAUAUCAACAGCAAACAAAUGAGAAAUUGAGAAAGCUGAUAUGCUAAUGAAAGAGUAGAUUUUUUAAACCUGUGUUGAAGUCGUGGUGAAUGUUCUUUAUAAAAUGCCAUGACCUGUUUUACGAAUGAUUGUAGCUUUUAAGAAUGAUUAAUAAUUAAGAAGCAGCUGUUUAAAUAUGCAUGUCAUUAAUUGAAAGGCCACAUCCCACGGCUUCCAAAGGUGUUUUCCUAUUGUAGUGUUAUAAAUAAAAUCAAAUGGCACUUUUUUUCAUGACAGUAUAUAUAUAUAUAUAUAUAUAUAUAUAUAUAUAUAUAUAUAUAUAUAUAUAUGUGUGUGUGUGUUCAACUGGCUAAAUUGCAGUCUGAAAGAUAGUGAACAAAAACAUGCAAGAUGUUCUGUUAUUGCCACCAAACUGACACAUUUGAUUUCCAAACCUAGCCUUUGGCCCCAAAUGUCCUUGCUUAAACCUAAUCAUGUAUAUGUCAACAAGUCAACAAUUGUUAGCUAGACCCAAAUCUCCCACAGCUCUACCCAACCUCAUUCGUUUUACAUAUUACAGUUUAAUGUGAUUGUGUCCUGUUUUACAGAGCUGUUCAUUAUUCAACUGGUUAUAAGCAGAAACAGAGUGUAAUGGUUAGCGAAGAGAUUUUUGUCACAAACUAUAAUGCAUCCAAAACUUCAGUUAUAUAUUUGUAGACUUUAUUUUUCUAUAGGCCUUUGAAAAAGCAUGCUCAGUUUUAAACGGGAGAUACAUGUAAAAGCACUUCCUAAAUUGCUUUGAUGUGACCUUGUUUUAGCUCUGUAAUGUGGUUACAAAAGCAAAAGUUCUAGCUCAUUAACCACAGACUUGAACAAGUCAGAAAUCAAUUUACCUUGACUUACACAGUGAUCUAAAAUUAGGGUAAAGUUAAUUUUACAGCAGAACUUUCUUACAAACAAAAGAAAUAACACAGGCAUGAGGUUGAGCUCACUAUAGCGGACGGAUCUCAAAAUGGGUGCUAUUUUCUGAAGAUCUGACUUUCAUUAGAAGUCUACAGAGACAUACUGUAUACAGAUAGUUCCUCUUACUAUAAACAGUUUAUUAUGUGUUUACCUGGCAGAUACCUUUAUCCAAGACAACUUACAGGUGUUACAGGCAAGCUUCAUAUUUAAAUAGUAUAGUUUACAGUAAGUGCAAAUAAUACAACUAAAUACAAUAUGAACAAACUGAAGUUUGGAUUACAACAAGUUAUAUCUACAAUGGCAUAGUAGUGCAAGGAUAGUGUAUUAGCUGAGGAUCCAGUAAGAUGGUGCAUAAGUCAGGCAAGUCCAGGGCGUAAUAGGUAGAGCAAGAGAUCUACAAGUGCAGUCUAAACAGGUGGGUCUUGAGGAAGCGGCGUAAGGUAGUAAGAGACAGUAGCUGAUUCGACCACAGAGGGGCUAGGGAAGAGGAGUGGGCACAGGAGGAUGAAGAGUGGAGGGAGGGAAGGCAUGACCAGUCAGCCUGUAGAUUAUUAUUAUUAUUAUUAUUAUUAUUAUUAUUAUUAUUAUUAUUAUUAUUAUUAAAUGGCAUUUAUACAGUACUAUGUAUUUUGUUGAUAUUAUAUUUAAGACCACAUUUUGGGCCAAAGAAAAGCUUAGGAAGAAUAUCUGGAAUUGGGUACUACAUUCAAUAUCACAUUCAAAUUUCUAGAAAAUACUGAUUCAUUUAUGUGGACAUGAAUUCUCACUUUUUAGAUAUCGGUACAACUCACAUUUACCAAACAGAUCAUUUAAAAGGGAAACUAUGUUCAUUUUUGAAACAUGAUAUUUUAUUAUUUUGCUAUUUAUGACAUAUGUUCAACUAUUCAUAUUGUUCCCUUUAUAUUUCUUUAAUGCCUACAUUCUGCAAUGCUUGACAGGACAACCACCGGUAUCUUUAAAUGAUUAAAAAGGGAUUGUAAAUCAUAGAACUUAUCUUAAUAUCAAACAUGUAUUGCAAUUCCCAGCGUGAUUCGUUACGAUUUUAAAAGUUUAAUGUGAUUGUGUCCUAUUUUACCAACAAUCCACAGUGCUGUCAAAAAACAAACAUGCAGAAUAUUUUAUUAUUAAACUGUAUUAUUAAAACAAAGUAGGAAUGUAAUGUAAUGAUGCGCUAAGAGACUUGUGUCACAAACUAUAAUACAUACAUAACUUCUAAAACACCCACUUAGAUUUUAAAUAAAAACAACAGUCAACUUCAUCAAGCAGACAAACCUUUGUCUACUAGCUUUAGGGUCAGAAUUGAUCAACCUAUACAGCUGGAGUAUUUUGCAGCACUGGGUAAUCACCCUGGACUGCAUGCAGUAAACCACUUUAUGUUGAAUCCGAGGAUAACCAGAAAUCAAUGAUUGAUACAAUCUAGGACUAUUCUCCAGUGUUGUAAAAUGCUCUUCAAAUAUCCAGCUUAUCCCAGCGUGGUAUAGUAUGAUCAAAUCCAUCCCAUAAAUUUCAUACAACUUUUAUGUUCCAAACUACAAUGCACGAGUCAUAAAAAAGAAAGUAUAGCUUUAAAAGAUUUCCUUCAAGUAUCUGCCAACCUGCCCCUCAUUACUUUCAGUGAGCUGGAAAAUAAGUUAGCUAGGCAAUCAUGUAGAGUUUGAGAUCAUUUAAAAAUGUAACAGCGCUAUCCAAUCCUGGUCUUCAUGUUAAGAUGAUGAGUGAGAUGCAUUGCGUGGGGUGUUUAUGUAAGUAGUUUUAUGAACGCUGUAAACUAUACUCUGGCAUCAAAUAUAGUUUGGAAAAAAAGGGUGCUGUAUAAACACUGUACUCAUCGGAAUAUGUGUUUUUGUUUGUAGGUUCUUGGUCAUAGUUAGCAUUUUGAUAUGCGAGGCAGCAUGCUUGCCUAAUGUAUAGUCCAGGUUCUCUUGAGAAAUGCAAAGGGUGCCCUGUAGGUGAAAUGACAUGCAUUUGUUUAUAAUUAAUAAAUAUGUUGUUAUACAGUACUGGGGAAUCUAUCAAUUGCAUUAAAUAUGUGGUUAUAUGCUUCUUUUCAACAUCUAUUUUUGGGGGUUGAAUACCAUGACACCUCCUAAUUAUACAACAGGUGUCGCCACCUUCCAUUUUAUGAGUAAUUUGUAACCAGCUGAGCUGACACACCAUGAUUGAGUGGGGCAGAGAUACUAGUAUACAAUCAAUAGGAAAGCAUCCUGUAUGAGUGACACCAGUUUCAUGUGCUGUGAUUUUCCUUAGCUUGGAAAUUUCAGCCCCUGGAAAAUAAACGUUAAAAGGAGCAAGCUUAGUUAUAUUCCACACGUCAAACAACAUUGAUUGGGGGAACCUUUUCUGUUUAUAAUGAAAUGUUUGCCAUUUAACAUUUUUACAGUUAUGGUUCUUUAUCGCUGUAUUUCUACUAUAGUUGAAAUUGAUAUGUUCUUGCUAAAAGUGGGGUACUGAAAUGUCUAGCGUCAGGGUUUUUAAACAUAUAAUUUGGCAGAGCUUUAUACUGCAGAAUUAUAGUUAUAGUUAUCAUAUCACAUACAGCAAUAUCAUUUUUGACAAGGUAAGGAUAUAAACAAUUUUGCUAUUCCAAUACCACAAUAUUACAAACCAACCCUGUUCAAUCCCAGUGUCAUACCAGGGUAUAGUUAAUGGUUCGAUGCCAUAUCAGGACCACUGUACAAUAUAUGUUAAAAAUGUGUGUUUUGGCAUUUCUGAUAGUAUUGUGUGAUACACAGGUAAUUUGAAUGAUAUUCUGAUAUUAUUAUUUAACCUUUUUUUAAUGGCUAAAAGACUGGAGUAAAUUAUGACUUGGUUCCAUUCUGUAAUGUCACUGUGUUUUUUUAGACUGUUUGGUCAAACCAUUGUGCUAAAAUCACAUGCACUGUCAGUUUGGAAUGACAAGAUCCUGAGAUGUUUAUCUUGUGAGCUCGACGUAACAAUUCUUUUUCAUGUAUUUUAUUAUUUACCUGUACUUAAUGAUCCACCCCAAGUCCCUGAAAAAUACUUUCUGGUAUUAGUUUACUCUAUUUAUUCAUAAUUAGAUGCCACAUUACUUGAAGUUCCAUUAAUAACAGUAUUAUUACAUAUACGCCAUCACAUGCUUGUCUCCUAAACUCCUUCAUCCAUUUACAAUAUAAUAAACAUGCAGUAAAUAAUUAUUAACAACACAUUUAAUUCAUAUUAUUGACCCCGUGACUGUUCAUAACAAUGUUGUCACCAUCAUUUGUUCACUUGAUGUAUGUAUAACCAUGCAUUCACAUUGCUUUUAUUAUACUUAAAAUCAAGGGUUACAGAUAACUGUGAAAUAAGUCUUUUAAAACACGAGUGGCAUGCAAGUUCUCAGUUGAUAAAAUUCAGACAUUAAUCUCAGGCAAAAUUAAUCAUAUAUUGAUAAAACUCCUUUGUAUGUGCCAUUUAAACACACAGAGUAAUUAAUUCCUUGUUUUAAAGAUAUGUCAGAGCUUGAUGUUACACGUUUUCUAUAUGUGAUUCACUUUUUGGAAAGUGAUUUUCAAAGAUUUAAUGGAAGGGUGUUAAAACUAAAAUAAAUGUUUAUCAAGACACCUUUUAAAUUGUUUGCUUCUUUUUCAAAAUACAUUUCCCAACAUCCUCCACAAACCAAUGUUCCUUUUUGAGCUUUGGAAAUACAUAUAAACUUCAUAUAACUUCCUAUAUACCAUGUUGCAUUUUUAUUGCAGAUUCAAUACCCAAAAUAUUUUAAACACGGUUUGUCUUUUGUGCUGAGAUGCUGAAUUGCUGAUGCUGAUGCUUAUUUUUUGUAUGUAUAUAUAUAUAUAUAUAUAUAUAUAUAAACCACUGAUUAUGUGUUCCUUAAGGAAAUUGUAUGGUAUGCUAAUAUAAUUCUGAAAAGGGUUAACUUCAAAUGAAACAUGAUUAUACAAGAAAUCCAUAGUGGUUUGAUAGCGAGACAUAGAUGAGACACUUAUAUUUAAAUCCUUCAAGCUGUUGCCCCUUGCAGUUUCUUUUUUAAGUAUACUUUUGAUGAUCCUUUCAUUUUACUACAAUCAUACCUUAAUAUUUCUGCUGUACUUAAUGUAGCUUUAUCAAAUGUUGCGUUCUCCCCAGGACUAUUGCAUGCUGGAAAGGGCAACACACCAGGGCGAGAGGUGUGGGAGGUGGCAUUCUUUUAUUUAAAUUCACAAUGUUCUUCUAUCCUUCGGACUUAUCAAGCACUACAUAUCUACAAGGUCAAUUGUUCCACCCAAAAUAACACAAAGAACUGUUUGCAUGUAUACAUAAGUUCUACAGCAAGUGUAUUAAUUCAGGUAUGUUAAUUACAGUUUAAAUUUAUGGUUGUAAACUACUUACCAUCACAGAUUUGAAGUACACAUUCUGCAGAUGGCUCUUCCUGUUAUUUUAAGCAAGAAAGAAUACUUAAUACAGUCAAAAAGCCACAAGUUACUGUUCAGAGUACUGAAAUUAGGACCUGUGCACCCUAUAUGAUUGUCAAGUCUCAUUAUAUAUACUGCAGGAUAACCUAUGUACACUUAUUAAAAACUUUUAUUAACAAUUACUAACUCCAACUUGACAUUUUUUUUCUAGCGGUAGCAAAAUCCUAUUAACCCAAACACUAACCCUUAAUAUUAAACUCGGCCACCGUGGUCUUCAAUUUGAUAUUAAAGUAUAGGGUUGACUAUUGUCUACAUUCUUCCUUAUGUUGCUCUUUUGUGCACUGCACUGUACUUCAUUAGAAAAAAAAAAGACUCAGGUUUCCCUUAUGUUCAAGUCUCAUAAAGCUGGUUUCAGCUGUAUGUGUACCCCUUUCUUUCCUCUCCAAAGCCGCCUUGUCAUUCUGUCAUUUAAACAGUCAGACUCCUGCCCUCAGUAGCAGGAGGUGGAAUAAUGUCACCUGGAACACAGAGGCAAUUCAGAAAUGUAAACCAAAAAUGUAAACAAAUUCAGAAAAGAAAAAAAGGAGACGCUUUUUUUUCUGAAAUGGUGUGAUACACGACCCCCUUUUUACAUUAACAUCAACAGAUCUUAUAAUGUAUCAAUUUCUGUAGUACUUUAUGUUAUACAUUGUAAUAACUUGGUCAGUCCAGAUGGCUCCUGAUCUUGAUUAACAGGUGUUCCAAACUACUACUCUUUUAAUGUCUGUAGACCACAGUGUAUUUUCAGUAUACUUUAAUUAUUGCUUAAAGCUUCCGUGGUAACACUUUCGUUAUAAUCAAUAAUAUUAUACUUUACAACAUGAUGCUUUUCAGUGGUAAUGUGUCAAAAACAUUGAAUUGGAAUUCCUUAUUAAUAAUUGUAAAAGCCUUAAAUAACUUGUUUUAGAUAUGUUUUAGAAAUUGAUCCUUAACUGAAGUGAUCCACUGAGCCCCUGUUACACAUCUAUUUCUGUAGAGGAGUUAAUAAGAUAUGGUAGCUUUAGGUGUCUCCCAGCUUGGGCUAAAUUGUUAAAUAUGGUUCAUUUUUUAUGAAGGAAAGUAACUGAGCCAGUAAAAUAGCGAUGUUACAGGGUGAAUGAAGGUGAGCUGAUCAAUACUAAUAUAACUGUCAUGUUGGCGAUGAAAUACGCAUCAUACCCUUCAAGAAGAGCACUAUUAAAACAGUAUGUUAUAUCCACUAGUUAUUCUAGGCUUGCUUUUUUUAAAAAUUGUGAAAAGAGAUAAUGAACCUUGGCACCAAGGCUAAAGGCAAAUUCUGGCUAUUAUACUCUGUAUCAUAUUAAAAUUAUAUUAAUAGCAAUCAAUGAAGACUGUUCACAGUAACCUAAAGGUUGAUUUGGGUCCAACUAUAGCUAUUAUGGUACAGUAUAUAGAUAGCAGUAUGAACCCUUUGUUGUUUGAAUUCACAUAGAAAGAAUGCAUUAUGCAAGCAAAUAAUAAUUAUUUAUUUUUUCUACUUCAAAAAUUGAAAAAUAUUAUCCAUGCUAUGCAAUUAAUAUAAACCAAUGAUCUAUGUGUUUGACUGGCUUCUUUUAAAUAUUUUAAGAUUCUUCAUUAUCUUGCUAAAAAGUAGGCUCAAGUCUUUGUCGGUUGUACAUUUGUGUUUUAAAUAGGCUUUAUUAUAUUAUACAAUUGUUAAUGAAGCUGAAAUGACACAUUAACCGUGCCCCUUUGUUGCUGACCAAAUGAAUCAUCUUCUGUUAGUCUACUGACUAGAAUCAGGGAUCAGUCCUGGAGAGCCACUGGGUCUGCUGGUUUUCGUUUCAACCGAGUUCUCAGUUACUUAAUUUUACCAAUUAUUGGCUUAAUUAGUCAAGAUUAACAGGUGUUCCAGAUCUUUAGCCAGUGAUGAUGUAAAGACACCUAUAAAACCUGCUGGAUAGGGGCUCUGCAGGACCAGGGUUGGAGACCUCUGGGCUAGAUUAUUAUGAUUUCAAAUUCCUGUUUUUUUAGAUGCUCAAAUUCACUACAGGUUUUAGGUUUUUUUUCACAACCCGGUACUGUAAAUUGAUGUUAAGUAAAUUGAUUCACUUUGUAUUUAAUUUUCAAAAGUAUAAUUUCACUUAAUACUUUCAAUUUUAAAUGAACCUUCUGUUUUCUCCGGGUGUAAAGAGUAAAUUGGCUUGCUUGGUUGUGGGAUCGGAGGAUGCUUACUGCCAUUCAGUUAUCGUAAUC